UUUACGUAUAUACAUAUAUUUACAGAACUCGCACUAUACCCCGCCAGAUUAAUUUGACUAAAGAGGACAGAGUCGGGAAUCACCAUGACAACUGAAAUGCAGGAGAUCGCUAUCACGGAGGAGAAGCCCUUACUUACGGGUCAGCCUGAUUCGGUCAAGGACGCCGAGAUUGCGGCCCGAAUACUGCUGGACCAGGGCCAGGAGCAUAAUAUUGAGACUCCACAUGGUCUGGUCCACGUGACUCUCCAUGGUACAGGGAACACACGCAGGCCGGCCAUCCUCACCCUUCAUGACGUGGGACUGGACAGUAAAAGCUGUUUCUCGACUCUGUUUAAAUUUGAGGAGAUGCAGGAGAUUGUAAAGAACUUCACUGUGGUUCACGUUGAUGCCCCAGGACAGGAAGAAGGAGCUGCCCCCUACCCUGUCGGAUACCAGUAUGCGUCAAUGGAGCAGCUCGCCGAAAUGAUUCUCCCAAUCCUGCAGUACUUCAAUUUCCGGACUGUAAUUGGUGUAGGCGUGGGCGUAGGAGCUUAUGUCCUCUCCAGAUUCACAUUGAAUAACCCUGACUCUGUGGAAGGUCUUGUCCUGGUAAACAUGGACCCAAAUGCCCGCGGAUGGAUGGACUGGGCUGCCCAGAAGCUCACCAAUCUGACAUCUUCACUCACAGAGCAAAUCUUGACUCAUCUCUUCAGUCAGGAGGAGAUGUCAGGAAACACAGAUCUCCUGCAGUCUCACAGAGAGAGAAUUUCUAAAUCUCCUAACCUCAGCAAUAUGGAACUCCUCUGGAAGAGUUACAACAGUCGCAGGGAUCUGGGCAUUGAUCGCAACAACACUUUCAAAUGUCCUGUUAUGCUGGUGGUUGGAGAUCAGGCCCCUUAUGAAGAAGCCGCAGUGGAGUGUAACAGCAAAAUGGACCCAACUACAACCUCAUUCCUGAAGAUGGCUGAUGCGGGUGGAAUGCCACAGAUAACCCAGCCAAGCAAGUUGACUGAGGCUUUCAAGUACUUCAUACAGGGAAUGGGCUACAUGGCCUCUUCCUGUAUGACUCGCCUGUCGCGCUCCCGCACCACCUCUCUCUCCUCCUCCUACUCCAUGGAAGGCUCCCGUUCCCGAUCUCGUACCCUCUCCCAGGGCUCCCAGGGGGGCCAGCUGCCCCCCAGUCCCUCCCACACCAUGGAGGUGUCCUGCUGA
Chanos chanos (milkfish) is the source of this 1191-nucleotide messenger RNA. RefSeq names its product NDRG family member 2 (gene ndrg2). Bases 85 to 1191 code for a protein of 368 amino acids. The record is from RefSeq and is a predicted model, not a curated record. NCBI's taxonomy places the organism in Eukaryota, Metazoa, Chordata, Actinopteri, Gonorynchiformes, Chanidae. The transcript is spliced from 16 exons.